Molecule: messenger RNA, 2106 nt
Organism: Vanderwaltozyma polyspora DSM 70294
Lineage: Eukaryota; Fungi; Ascomycota; Saccharomycetes; Saccharomycetales; Saccharomycetaceae
Exons: 1
Coding region: 1-2106 (701 amino acids)
Biological process (GO): protein folding
Cellular component (GO): endoplasmic reticulum
Molecular function (GO): protein disulfide isomerase activity
Source: RefSeq, a predicted model, not a curated record
AUGCUGCUUUUUUCGUUAUUACUUAUAAUAUGUCAGAUAUUUGUAAAUAUUAGAAUAGCGGUUGCUUCAGAAGUCAUACUAAAUGAAAUUGAUGAAACGUUCCCCGAUCCUCUAACAACUGCUAACUUCGAUGAUGAAUUGUUGAGUGGAUUACAUAUAAUAGACUUCUAUAGUCCAUACUGCUCACACUGCAAGCAUUUACAACCAGUUUGGAAUGAAACUUGGUAUAAGUUUAGAGAAGAAAGCAAAAAAUUAAAAAUCAAGUUUUCUCAAGUGAAUUGUAUUGAAAGUGGAGAUCUUUGUCACAGAGAGAAAAUUAGAGCUUAUCCCAGUAUUAAAUUAUAUAAUUCAGAAGGAUUUUUAAAGGAAUUUCCUAAAGAUAAAAGAAGAACAGUCGACAAUUUAAUAGAAUUUGCUAGAAAUGAGUCAUUAAGCUAUUCCUCAAGUAAAUUAAAUGAUAAUUUGGAUCUAUCUGAAAAAAGUGGACUAUUGAAAUCCUCCGAAAUUGUAUCAAUAUUAGCUGGGAAUUCGUCAAUACCUCACAUUGUAUCAUUUUGGCCAAAUGAUCAAUGUAUGAGUAAUGGAGGAUUGAUAAAAUAUAGUAAUCAAGAUGGUAACUGUGAACCUUUUGUAACAGCUUGGGAGGAUAUAUCUAAGAGAAUAUCAUUAAACGGCAUUCAAGCAGGACAUGUCAAUUGCGUUGAUACACCUACAUUAUGUUCAAAAAUUGGUGUAGAUAGCAUGAUUAAACCAAAUACUGAUACAAAUAUAUACCCAAAAGUUGCAUUAAUACUUCCAAAUAAAAGAACAAAUAAUAUUUUCUUUUAUACUAAAACUAUGAAUACGGUUGUAGAUGAUUACGUAGAUUUUGCAACAAGACUAUAUUCAAAUAGUCAAUUCCAGGACGUCACAUUUGAUGACAUAGAGAAAAUGGUCUUAAGAGAUGCUAAUUUUAUAGAUCCUGAGACUCGCAAUAAAAUAUAUUUGGUGUAUUCCUACGAUAAAGACACUAGCUUCGAAGAGGAUAUGAAUAUACUGGAGUACAUCCUAGAACCUUUGUCUUCAAUUGAUAACAUCUAUCUAUAUAAAACUAAUUCCAAUUUAUUUCCAUUGGUUGAUUCUACGUAUGACAGUUUUUAUAAGUCGAUUAACUAUAAUUCAACUGAACCAGAAAAAACACCAAAUGAAGAAUAUCAUGCCUUAAGUGUAAUGACCCAACAACCUACAUUUUUCAUAUUCAAAGAUGGAUCUUCUCUUCCUUACGUUUUUUCUGCACCAACUACAAUGGAAUCAAGAAAUGAAGAUAAGGUAAUUGAUUGGAUUGAAACAUAUUCUUUACCAUUUGUUAGUAAAGUGUCUGACUCCAAUUUUAAUAAAAUAAUUAAUAAGGACAUUAAUGAUUAUAACAUUCUGUCAAUACAAAUUAUUGACACAUCGAGUGAGGAAUUAAAAGCUGAAAGUAAAAAAUAUCUCGAUAAUAUGUUGAUAUCUUUUUAUGAUUUUGAAUAUGCAAGAAUGAAUUAUUCAAUAGAUAUGUUGAAUAUGAAAAGGAAAAUAAAAUCAGAUAACAUUAUGCGUUUACGUGCUAAGAAUUUACCUCCAAAAUCCAUCCAUGAUGAAAUGACUAAGCAAAUUCAAUAUAAGUCUGAGUUAGAAAUGCUACUUGCAACAUAUGAUAUAUCAAAAGGCUCUACAUUUUUGAGUUCAAUAGGAAUUGACUCUCAAACGAUGGAUUUUAAUGUUGGAGAUGUGAUCUUAAUUGAGAGAAAGUCUGGAGAUAUUUUUGUUGAUGAUAUCUAUGGGGCUCGUCUGAAAAGUAACUCGCCUUAUGUUUUACGUGAAACCUUUAAAGCUGCUUCAGGGUUCCCUCAUUAUGAGUUUCAUCCUUCAAUUAAGAAAUUAAAUACAUUUGAUUUUGCUCAUUUGAAUAAAAUCAGUCAAGGAAGUUUGAUUAAUAUUAUUUUUGCUUUAUUUUUUGUUCUAUUUGUAAUUCUUAUCUGGAUAAAGAACAAGCAUAAAUUUCUCAGAAGAUUACAUAAUAUAACCAGGGCUUCACAAAGAAACUCAGAAGGGAUUUUAGGAAACAAGGCUAGUUUUAGAGACUGA